AUGUCUUUGCAAGAUAGACGUAAUGAAGAAUGGGACAAAAAUGGCCCAGCCAAUGACGAGAAGGAGCCCCAGGGCUACGACGGGCCGCCGGGCAUGGAGCCCGACGGCAUCAUCGAGUCCAACUGGGAGGAGGUCGUCGACAACUUCGACGAGAUGAACCUGAAGGAGGAACUCCUCCGAGGCAUCUACGCCUACGGUUUCGAGAAACCAUCGGCCAUCCAACAGCGAGCCAUCAUACCGUGCGUCAAAGGACACGACGUGAUCGCCCAGGCCCAGUCUGGUACCGGUAAAACGGCCACAUUUUCCAUCUCCAUUCUCCAACAAAUCGACACGUCGGUGAGAGAAUGCCAGGCGCUGAUCCUGGCGCCCACCAGAGAAUUGGCCCAGCAAAUCCAGAAAGUAGUCAUAGCGUUGGGCGAUUUCAUGUCGGCGCAAUGCCACGCUUGCAUCGGUGGCACCAACGUGAGAGAGGACAUGAGAAAACUGGAGACCGGAGUGCACGUGGUGGUGGGUACGCCGGGUCGAGUCUACGACAUGAUCACCCGUCGGGCGUUGCGAACGAACCACAUCAAAAUGUUUGUGCUCGACGAGGCCGACGAGAUGUUGUCGAGGGGAUUCAAAGAUCAAAUACACGAUGUGUUUAAAAUGUUGAACUCCGACGUGCAAGUUAUUUUACUUUCUGCUACGAUGCCUAACGACGUGUUGGACGUUACGAAAUCGUUCAUGCGAGCGCCCGUGAGAAUUCUCGUGAAAAAGGAAGAGCUCACCCUCGAGGGUAUCAAGCAGUUCUUCGUUUACGUGGAACGCGAAGACUGGAAAUUGGAGACGUUGUGCGAUCUCUACGAUACUCUAUCGAUUACGCAGGCCGUAAUCUUCUGCAACACCCGUCGCAAGGUCGAUUGGUUGACGGAGAACAUGCACAAGCGAGACUUCACCGUUUCCGCGAUGCACGGUGACAUGGAACAAAGGGAACGUGACGUGAUCAUGAGACAAUUCAGGACGGGUUCGUCGAGGGUGUUGAUCACCACUGAUUUGUUGGCCAGAGGUAUCGAUGUCCAACAGGUAUCCCUAGUUAUUAAUUACGAUUUACCUUCGAAUAGAGAAAACUACAUACACAGGAUUGGUCGUGGUGGUCGAUUCGGUCGUAAGGGUGUAGCAAUAAAUUUUGUUACGGAAGACGACAAGCGUACGCUGAAGGACAUUGAGCAGUUUUACAAUACGAAAAUAGAUGAAAUGCCGAUGAAUGUUGCAGAUCUCAUAUAA
Molecule: messenger RNA, 1263 nt
Organism: Phyllotreta striolata
Lineage: Eukaryota; Metazoa; Arthropoda; Insecta; Coleoptera; Chrysomelidae
Source: the annotation of a GenBank genome assembly